AGCGUAGUUUGACGGUCUUGCGACCCCUCCUACCUAGCGGAACACCUUUGAGUGACGUCAUGGUCUGGUUGGUAGUAGUGCUAACUGGUGCAUGUGGUAGUGGAAAGACUGCAGUGGGACAUGUUCUAGCAGAGGAAGAGAAGGCUGUGUUCAUAGAAGCUGAUGAUUUCCACACACCUGAAAACAUCAGUAACAUGGGUAAAGGGCAGCCACUCACAGACCAGGACAGACAUCCGUGGCUGGAGGCCCUGCAUGAAGCUCUGUACCAGGCAGCCAGUGAGAGCUCUGUGGAGGGGAGGGUGAGAGUUGUGGUUGCCUGCUCUGCUCUCAAGAAGAGCUACCGAGACAUCAUUCUGGGUCGAGGGAAGGGAGCUAGAGACUUGAGCAGACGGUGUGUUGUGGUCCAACUAACAGCCAGUCAGGAGGUGCUCACGUCACGUGUCGCAGAGAGAAGGGGACACUUUAUGCCUCCCUCUCUGGUCACCAGUCAGUUGGCUGUACUGGAGCCACUGUCGGCACAGGAGUGGCCUUGCUUAACUUGCCCCACAUUG
This is a messenger RNA of Geodia barretti, 551 nucleotides long. Lineage: Eukaryota; Metazoa; Porifera; Demospongiae; Tetractinellida; Geodiidae. The record is from the annotation of a GenBank genome assembly.